Molecule: messenger RNA, 285 nt
Organism: Coniophora puteana RWD-64-598 SS2
Lineage: Eukaryota; Fungi; Basidiomycota; Agaricomycetes; Boletales; Coniophoraceae
Exons: 1
Source: RefSeq, a predicted model, not a curated record
CUUACCCACUUCCGCUCCCGCCACAUUGCCUUGGACGCCUUCUUGCACCGCAUCAACGCGGUGGACAGCCCAGUAUGUCGACAUUGCGCGCGGGGCGUGGACGAAACAAUACAACAUUUCUUGUUUGAUUGCCCGGCAUGGUCGGGAGCGCGGCAGUUGGUGGUGCGAAGGGCAGGUCGUCGGGCUGAGUCCUUGGAGUACCUUUUGAACGACGAGAGGGGGGUGAGGGUGUUGAUGGUGUUUGUGAACUCGACGGGCCGCUUCCGCCAGACUUAUGGUGAUCUC